This is a messenger RNA of Aspergillus puulaauensis, 876 nucleotides long. RefSeq lists its product as uncharacterized. NCBI's taxonomy places the organism in Eukaryota, Fungi, Ascomycota, Eurotiomycetes, Eurotiales, Aspergillaceae. The transcript has 2 exons. The record is from RefSeq and is a predicted model, not a curated record. The coding region runs from base 1 to 876 and encodes 291 amino acids.
AUGCGCCCCUCCCUCGGUCUUCUUCUCGUUAUGGGAACAGCCUCCCUGGCUGAUUUCACCUUCGACGAGCUCUGGUCUCUCCAGAAUACCCUCUGGGAGAACUUCCUCUACCCAGCGAAUCUGCAGCAGAUAAACGCGACGGAUACCUCCGUGUUUGCCGAAGAUGUCCAAGGCCGCGUCGACAUAACACGAACCUUCGACGGCCGCGAACUCAACAACGAAUACAUUUUCGGCCUCUUCUCCGACCCAGACCAUCUCAGCCUCGUCGGAAUCCCCAUCGCCUACAACAUCACCCAGUUCUCCGCAAACCAGAACAUCACCGCCGCGACGACCGUGUUCACAUUCAACGCGACCUCCUUCAACACCCUUGUCCCAAUCACCAUUGACACCUGGAUCCUGUAUAACCCGGACGGCAAGAUCGCGCAGUACGACGCGACGUUCCGCUGGUUUGACUGGCUGCUUGAUACACUCUCUGAAGCGGCUGGGACGGGGCUCUUCAAUACAACAGACCCGGCUGAGAUACAGAAGCAAUUAGGUGGUCUGCUCGCGAAUACGAUCUGCGAAACGCACGAGCAGUACUGUCUAGACGAGAACAAGCAGUACAGCACGAACGACGAGUGCGUUGAUUUCCUGACCAACAAGAUCCGGUUUGGGAAGGCGUAUGAGCUAGGCAGGAACACGCUGCUGUGUCGCGAGGUGCAUGAGCAUAUGGUGCAGUAUCGGCCGACAGAGCACUGUCCGCAUAUUGGGCCUGAGGGGGGUGGGUAUUGUGUGGAUGAUAAGGAGUAUGCGGAGAUGGUUACCGAGAGGUAUUUCAAACAGCCGUUUAUUCCGUUUGGGUAUGGGGGGGAUAAUGUGUGGCUUGCUGGGGCAUAG